Panonychus citri (citrus red mite) is the source of this 808-nucleotide messenger RNA. Its product is annotated as ras-related protein Rab-36-like. The transcript has 2 exons. Lineage: Eukaryota; Metazoa; Arthropoda; Arachnida; Trombidiformes; Tetranychidae. The record is from RefSeq and is a predicted model, not a curated record. Gene Ontology annotation, molecular function: GTP binding; GTPase activity. Bases 1 to 522 code for a protein of 173 amino acids.
AUGCUUUAUGUAUUGAAUUUUAUUACACUGGUUAAUUCUUAUUUUCGAGGGUCAAAUGUUGCCUUAAUUGUUUUCGAUUUGACUAAUGUCAAGUCAUUACUUAAUUCCCUAAAUUGGUCAAGGGAAGUGUUGAAAUGUACCAAGAAUCCGAUUAUAUUUCUCAUUGGCUCGAAAGCUGAUGCAAUUUCCCCUGCAGCUCGAGAGUUCAAUGAAUCGGAGGCAAUUAAAAUCGCCGAUAAAUUGAAAGCUGAAUACUGGUCAGUUUCCGCUCGAACAGGGGAAAAUGUGAUCCCAUUGUUUCACCGAAUCUCAUGUCUCACCUUUCAACAAAUUAUUCGUGAAAGAAUCGACGAGAUGGAAGCAAUUAAAACUCUACAACCAUUUAAUAGCUCGACAACGGUACCAAUUAAAUCAUCGAUACCAUUAAAACCGACAACCAGUAUUAUCACACUUAAUAAGAAAAAGAAAGUUUCAACAAUUAAAAACUGUCUUAAUAUCAGAAGAUUUUACAAACCUAAAUGAUACGAAAGUUAAUUGUUACCCAACAAUUAACCAGAAAACAAAAUGCCAAAGAGUCAAGACCAAAAAAAAGUAAACACGAUUGAUUGGAAUUAGGAAAAGACUCAGAUUUUCAAUUGCAACCGAUAAAAUCUCAUCUAAUUGUAAUUAAAACGAUCACAAAACACCAUCAAAAAGUAUAUUAGUUAAUUGCGAUGAUGUGGUUAUCGACGUGAUUAAACAUUAAUUGGUUUACUUUAAAUUCAUUUCUAUUUAUAAAUAUCAAUCUGUGAAUGGAAUUACUUUACAG